Hevea brasiliensis (rubber tree) is the source of this 3318-nucleotide messenger RNA. RefSeq names its product putative calcium-transporting ATPase 13, plasma membrane-type. The transcript has a single exon. Lineage: Eukaryota; Viridiplantae; Streptophyta; Magnoliopsida; Malpighiales; Euphorbiaceae. Gene Ontology annotation, cellular component: membrane; intracellular membrane-bounded organelle. Gene Ontology annotation, molecular function: P-type calcium transporter activity; ATP binding; ATP hydrolysis activity. Gene Ontology annotation, biological process: calcium ion transmembrane transport. The record is from RefSeq and is a predicted model, not a curated record. Bases 158 to 3199 code for a protein of 1013 amino acids.
CAUUGCACUCAAGUCAUUACCUGAUCUUUCUAUAUAAGCUAUUCACCGAAUAAACUUUUCGGUUUCCUAUAGCAUUGUCUCCUUGUUAACAAUCCUUGCCUAGUUUCAGAGUCAUCUUUUCUACUGCCUUGUUGUUCCAUUUCCUGCUUCUCAAAUUAUGUCUGCCUCUCUCCAAGAAAACAUUUCUAUCUUUAGUUUACUUAAUGUCCCAAGCACCCGUAGCAAACCCAAUAAAAGAUGGCAUUUUGCUUUUACUGCUAUUUAUUGCUCUAGAACCAUAUACUAUCUGAGCAAAAAUGCAAUACGCAAGAAAAAGGGUGCUAAGAUUUCCCCCUGUCCAUCUUUUAUCAUACUCGAUAUUAAUUCAGGCGACAAUUGCUUCAAGAUUAAUCAAGCAAGUCUAACUGAGCUUGUUAAAAAGAAAAACCUUGACCAGUUUCAAAAAUAUGGUGGGAUCUCUGGUGUUGCAUCUGCUAUUGAAACGGACAUAGAAGCAGGCAUCAAUGGCAGCCCUCAGGACAUUGCUCACCGAAGUGAAGCAUUUGGUUCCAACAAGUAUAAGAAACCGCCAACAAAGCGCUUCUUCUACUUUGUGGUAGAAUCUUUUAAAGAUCUUACCAUUGCCAUUCUUUUAGGUUGUGCAGCUCUUUCUCUUGGGUUUGGAAUCAAAGAGCAUGGUCUAAAGGAAGGUUGGUAUGAUGGUGGAAGCAUUUUUGUUGCUGUGUUUCUUGUCAUCGUAGUCUCUGCUGUAAGCAAUUACAGGCAAAAUAGACAAUUUGAUAAGUUAUCCAAAGUCAGCAACAAUAUUCAAAUUGAUGCUGUAAGACGAGGUAGGAGACAACAGGUCUCAAUAUUUGAACUUGUUGUGGGAGAUGUUGUUUGCCUCAAUAUUGGGGACCAGGUCCCUGCUGAUGGAUUGUUCAUAGAUGGGCAUUCCUUCCAAAUUGAUGAAUCCAGCAUGACAGGGGAAAGUGACCAUGUAGAAGUUAAUCACAACCAAAACCCAUUCUUGUUCUCUGGCACCAAGGUUGCGGAUGGCUAUGGCAGAAUGCUUGUUACAUCAAUGGGAAUGAACACAACAUGGGGAGAAAUGAUGAGCCAUAUCAGCCGCGACACCAAUGAACAGACACCUUUGCAGGCUAGGCUUAAUAAGCUCACUUCAUCCAUAGGCAAAGUCGGUCUUGCUGUUGCUUUCCUUGUUCUUGUAGUAUUGUUGGUUCGAUACUUCACAGGGAAUACACAAGAUGAGAAUGGAAAUAGGGAGUUUAAUAGCAACAAGACAAAGGCAGAUGAUAUAGUGAAUGCUGUAGUAGGAUUCGUAGCAGAUGCAAUCACAAUUGUUGUAGUCGCAAUCCCAGAAGGACUGCCGUUGGCCGUCACACUCACUCUAGCUUAUUCGAUGAAAAGGAUGAUGGCUGAUCAAGCAAUGGUGAGGAAGCUCUCCGCAUGCGAGACAAUGGGCUCUGCCACCACUAUUUGUACCGACAAAACAGGCACUCUUACAAUGAACCAGAUGAAGUUGACAAAAUUUUGGCUAGGCCAAGAAUCAAUGGAGCAGAGCACUUCUUCCAUUUCCCCCCAUGUUCUUGAAUUGAUGAAACAAGGAGUUGCAUUUAAUACAACGGGAAGUGCCUACAGAGCAAAUCCAGAAGCUGAUUAUGAAUUCUUAGGCAGUCCAACAGAAAAAGCAAUUCUAUCUUGGGCUAUCCUGGAUUUGGAAAUGGAUAUGGAGGAACAGAAGCAGAAUUGCAUCAUUCUCCAGGUCGAAGCUUUCAACUCACUGAAGAAAAGGAGUGGAGUUUUGAUAAAGAAGAAACUUGACAAAACGGUCCACGUGCACUGGAAAGGAGCUGCAGAGAUGAUACUAACAAUGUGCUCAAGUUACUAUAAUGCUUCCGGAAUAAUGAAAGAUCUGGAUGAUCAUGAAAAGAGUGUAUUCAAGCAAAUUAUUCAAGGCAUGGCAGCUAACAGCCUUCGCUGCAUUGCUUUUGCCCACACACAAAUGUCAGAAGAACAGUAUGAAGAAGGGAUGGAAGAGAAUAAGCUCAAAGAAAACAGCUUGACCCUGCUAGGACUUGUGGGUAUCAAGGAUCCAUGCCGACCAGGGGUGAAGAGAGCUGUGGAAGAUUGCCAACAUGCUGGAGUUAACAUCAAAAUGAUCACAGGUGACAAUGUCUUCACUGCAAGAGCUAUAGCCAUCGAGUGUGGGAUACUCAAGCCUGGCCAGGAUAUGUUCAGUGGAGCUGUAGUAGAAGGAGAAGAAUUUCGCAACUACACAUCUGAGGAAAGAAUGGAGAAAGCAGAUAAAAUAUGCGUCAUGGCAAGAUCUUCCCCUUUGGAUAAACUUCUCAUGGUGCGGUGCCUGAAACAAAAAGGUCACGUGGUGGCUGUCACUGGUGAUGGAACUAAUGAUGCACCAGCAUUGAAAGAAGCAGAUAUUGGGCUGUCCAUGGGGAUCCAGGGUACUGAAGUUGCCAAGGAAAGCUCAGAUAUUGUCAUUUUGGAUGAUAAUUUUGCUUCUGUGGCUACAGUUUUGAGGUGGGGAAGGUGUGUCUACAACAACAUACAGAAAUUUAUUCAGUUCCAGCUCACUGUCAAUGUUGCUGCGCUUGUAAUCAAUUUUGUGGCAGCAGUUUCAGCCGGUGAAGUCCCAUUGACAGCAGUCCAGUUACUGUGGGUGAAUUUGAUCAUGGACACACUUGGUGCUCUGGCUCUUGCUACAGAACAACCCACUAAAGAGCUCAUGGAUAAACCACCCGUGGGCAGAACUGAGCCUCUUAUCACCAACAUUAUGUGGAGGAACAUAUUGGCUCAAGCUUUGUAUCAGAUAGCUGUUCUCUUGACGCUUCAAUUUAAAGGCGAAUCCAUCUUUGGAGUCACGGAGAAAGUAAACGACACAUUGAUUUUCAAUACUUUUGUUCUCUGCCAAGUGUUUAAUGAAUUUAAUGCAAGGAAGCUGGAGAAGAAGAAUGUGUUCAAGGGGAUACAUGAGAACAAGUUGUUCUUAGGAAUCAUUUGGAUAACCAUAGUCCUUCAGGUGCUAAUGGUAGAGUUUCUGAAGAAGUUUGCAGAUACAGAGAGAUUGAAUUGGGCUCAGUGGGUUCUAUGCAUUGGAGUGGCAGCUAUUACAUGGCCAAUUGGUUGUGUGGUCAAGUUGAUACCUGUUGCACAGAAACCAAUUUUCAGCUAUCUGAAUUGAAGGAAGUAGAAUUCAGAAAAUUGAUUGAUUUUAGUUUUUAUUGUUCUUUAUUAGUGUAAAUAAAAUUCUAGAAGCCUAUUUAUACCAAAAGAAAUACAGAUGAUUAUUCAUUGUAUAAA